AUGUUGUCCUGGGUCUACCCCGUCAGAAUCGUCCAGGCUGUCUUUGCCCUGGCGACCAUUGGUCUGACUGCAUAUAUCAUCGGAACUCUAUAUGACGAGUGGUCCUUCUCAAGUGUGAUCUAUUUCAUGCUCUUCAACGGCUGCUGGACAGCUGUUGUCGCCGUUCCCUACUUAGGCCUUGCACCGCUUUGGGUUCCGCGCCUCUCACACGAGUUCGUUAUCCCCGCUGUCGAACUCGUUACAAUGGGCCUUUGGCUGAGUGGAUGGAUUGCCAUGGCUGCGUUGAUUCCUGGCCCGAGCGCGUGUACCUACUCGAGCUGUUAUGCGCUUCAGGCGCAGAUUGUUGUUGGGGCUGUUGAAUGGGCGCUUUUCUUGUUCACUAAUGUCUUUGCUAUUAUGGAUAUUACGAACUCGAGAAAGAACCACAAGGCUCGUGAGCAGGAGCAGCCUGAGGUCUCUCAGGCAGAUGCCGCUGAAGCUGUUUGA
Penicillium odoratum is the source of this 486-nucleotide messenger RNA. RefSeq names its product MARVEL domain-containing protein. Gene Ontology annotation, cellular component: membrane. The transcript has 3 exons. Bases 1 to 486 code for a protein of 161 amino acids. The record is from RefSeq and is a predicted model, not a curated record. Lineage: Eukaryota; Fungi; Ascomycota; Eurotiomycetes; Eurotiales; Aspergillaceae.